AUGAACUCUGCUGCCGCCGCCGCAUCUCGCAGACCUUCCUCCCCCAGCAUCUCGAGCAAUUCCCCUCGGCGCCAGAGCAAUCUGCGGACAACUUGGCGUCACAGUGCCGGAUCAGCAGAUGCAUUCAGUUCGUUUUUGGAUAUGGAAGAGGAGACCGAUGAUGGGGUCCGAAGCAGACCGGCCAGUUCGGAAAAUGUUCCCGAGAAACGCAUAUACGAGACGACGGCCCCGAGUGACCCCGGAGUCACCUUUGAAGAAUUGAUUGAGCGACUCAUCGCGUUGCCCAUGUCGAAACAGGACGCCAAGUUUAGUGCUAUAUUCCUAUGUCUAUACCGGAAAUUCGCCGCCCCGUCGACCUUACUUAAUGCUCUCAUUACUCGAUUCGAAAAUACCGAACGAAGCGAUUUACCUCAGUUGACUCGAGCUUCUGAACAAUUGCGGCUCCUUCAAGUGAUUGCCCAAUGGGCUUCGGAAUACCCAGAAGAUUUCGCGCAUCCUAAAACACGUCAGAGAUUAGUCGAUUUUGUCAACUCCAUUGAAGAGAGUCAUGUGUACAUGUUCGCCGCGAAGGAAAUCAGCCUACAUUUGGAACUACGGGUAGAAGAUGACGACCUUGGCUGGCCAUUCCGAGAUGGAGAAGACGGCGAAUCAUCCGAGGGUACUGGAUCAUCGCACUUGUCGCCAUCAACUUCUUUUAUGCACUCCUCGUUCUCGGAGAAUGUGCUCAAUAAUAUCAGUUCUUUAGAUUUGUCUGACGAGCCGACGAACGACUCAUCGAGGGACUCGGGUACAUUAUCCUCCAGUACCGGCAGAUCGGCCUCGACCAUUACACAAGCGUCUUCGGCUAUGCUAGCGUUAGAGAAUGCACAGCGAGAGGCAAUGAGUCUGGAACUCACUUCUCGAUAUGUCCUUAGUAAAAUACAAUGGCGGCAAUUCAUGGAGAUCCCAGAUGACGACUUUGCUCGAGAGCUUACUCGCAUUGACUGGGCGAUGUUUACCUCUUUCAGACCUCGAGAUCUUGUACGCCACGUCAGUCUAUCUGGGGCUGAGAAGGGGAACUCGAAGUCUUUGCAGAAUGUGAAUCGUAUGAUUCAAGAGUUCAACCAUCUCGCAUUUCUCGUAGCGAAUAUGAUAUUGCUUCGAGACAAGGCCAAACAUCGAGCAAAGGCCAUGGAGAAGUUUAUGAAUAUUGCAUUGAGGCUUCGCCGUCUGAAUAAUUAUAACUCUUUAGGCGCUGUCCUGGCAGGCAUCAACGGCACGCCGGUACAACGACUAGCACAAACAAGAGAAUUAAUACCACUAUCAGUACAAAAAGAUUUCCUACGACUUGUGAUUUUGAUGGGCACGCAAAAGAGUCACUUUGCAUAUCGUCUGGCGUGGGACAAUUCGUUUGGAGAGCGCAUUCCAUUCCUACCACUUCAUCGGCGCGACCUAGUAUCUGCAGAAGAAGGCAACAAGACAUUUGUCGGCGAUAACAAGGAUCGCAUCAAUUGGAAGAAGUUUGAAAUUAUGGGCGAUGUGGUCCUUGCUAUUCAACGCAGUCAACGCACGCCGUACCCUUAUAUUCAGAAGAAUGAGGAAGUGCAACAGUUGGUCCUAGACGCUAAGAUGUUUGAUGAAGAGGAACUAUAUACUCGAAGCGUACAAGUCGAACCUGCUGGAGGUGCAAUCGACAGAACCAAGCCUUGGGCGCAUCGAUGGCUACGACCUUGA
Molecule: messenger RNA, 1713 nt
Organism: Talaromyces marneffei
Lineage: Eukaryota; Fungi; Ascomycota; Eurotiomycetes; Eurotiales; Trichocomaceae
Exons: 2
Coding region: 1-1713 (570 amino acids)
Biological process (GO): Ras protein signal transduction; positive regulation of GTPase activity
Cellular component (GO): plasma membrane
Molecular function (GO): guanyl-nucleotide exchange factor activity
Source: RefSeq, a predicted model, not a curated record